Molecule: messenger RNA, 6602 nt
Organism: Harmonia axyridis
Lineage: Eukaryota; Metazoa; Arthropoda; Insecta; Coleoptera; Coccinellidae
Gene: Camta
Product: calmodulin-binding transcription activator 2
Exons: 25
Coding region: 67-4710 (1547 amino acids)
Biological process (GO): regulation of transcription by RNA polymerase II
Cellular component (GO): nucleus
Molecular function (GO): transcription coregulator activity; protein binding; double-stranded DNA binding
Source: RefSeq, a predicted model, not a curated record
AGGAAUCCGAGAUAUUCUCCUGCUAGUAGAGAUUGAUUCUGAAGAGUCGAGUUGAAAACGUCACAAAUGCACAACACCAACGGUAAACUGGUUAGGGCCCUGACCACCACCAACUUGGGCCAACACGGUUCUCAAGAACUGGGUCGCAACAUCAUCCUGAUAAGAAGCACCAAAGCAACAGACUCAGGCCAAAUACUACUGAGAACUAAUGAACCACUUCGAAGCUCUAAAACAAACUUGGUCUUAGAAGACACCAGCAACAAUCAGACCAAACAGCGUCACAUCUUGAUACAGCAGAACGACCUGACGGAAGGCGUUCUGGUCCAGUCCGUCAAACGUUUGACGUCUGGUACGCCGAUUCUUCUGCUGGGCGGUGGUGAAGGCUCCAAUGGACACAUUCUGAUCCACACUGGUCCUUCUCACACGGAUGAGAUCCAUCAACACGAAGCCUCAUCUAACGCGGACGAAUCGUCGAGUAGUGAUAACAUUUUAGUGCGUGCUUUCGAAGGAAUUCACGAUAACGAAGUGAACAAAAAUGCGAACACCAGCGCCAAGAUCUGUUCCACCCCUAUCGGAUCAGACGGCGAGCCGAUCAAGUUACCAGAGAACCUGGAGAGCCUUCCCCGCGCUGACCACUUCCCCACGCAGCGCCACCGCUGGAACACUAACGAGGAAAUCGCCGCGACUCUUAUCAGCUUCGAUCGACACGCGGAAUGGCAGAGCAAGGAGGUCAAGAUCAGGCCGAAAAGCGGUUCGAUGCUCCUCUACAGCAGAAAGAAGGUGCGAUACCGUAGGGACGGUUAUUGCUGGAAGAAACGCAAGGACGGCAAGACCACGCGUGAGGAUCACAUGAAACUGAAGGUGCAAGGGACCGAGUGUAUAUAUGGGUGCUACGUACAUUCCGCUAUCCUUCCGACCUUCCACAGAAGAUGCUAUUGGCUCCUCCAGAAUAAAUUCUCUAAUUUUCAGAAUCCAGAUAUAGUUCUAGUCCAUUACCUGAACGUUCCAUACCCAGACGACAACAAACUAGCUGUGAUAACUCCAAGCCUAUCGCUAUGGGCCGACAAGAAAGAGUGGACGAAGGAAGAACUGGUAUCCCAGUUAAAACCUAUGUUCUUCAGCGAGGAAGAACCAGACCUGAACAACGAAUUAGAGAUUUCUACUGCGGAAACAGUGGAAGCCAUCGUGAGCCAGCUGAUGGAGAAACAACGAGUGGCGCGUCAAGCUGCUCUGGUCAAACAGCUCGAAUGCGGAUGUCCAGAUUCCACCUGCGCCGACGGAAAGAGCUGCUCACAUCCAACCCGCCGACAGACGCACCGUCCCGGACCUGUGAACAGCAGGCCGCCAAGCCGUCAAGACAACAAUCAAGUAUCAUCGACCACCGGUUCGGGCACGAUCCACACCAAUGGACAACCACCUCGGGUAUACUCCAGGGAGAUUAGGGGACAACAGAUCGUCCAAAAAGCCACGCAUACCUCGAAUGCUGCCAACACUCCACCAUUGGUCCUCAGUUUAUCACAGAUCCAGGGCGGCGGUGGUCUCCUAAUCCUGAACAACAAUACUGCGCAACAGCAUCAGAAUCACCAAUCGGUGACGCACUUCGCAAUCACCAACAAUCACAAUCAGAGGCAGAAUAAGAACGAGCACGUUCUGAAGCAAGAAGCGAUGGACACUUCUUGUAGACGGGAAGCCAAGAUGGAAGUCAGCGAUGGACUUCAGCAAGCGAUGCUGGAUUUCAGUCGACAGCACGAAGUGAUCAUGACUAGCGCUCCUCCUACUCCUACUAAACGUUUAGACAAUCAACGCACUAACGAAUACAAACGUCAGGAGUACGAAAACGUUGUUAUGCUGGGAUUCGACAACAGAAGUUCACCUAUAAACAAACACAACGGCAUUCCAUCCAACACAAUGAACGGUCAUUUCAACGAAACAUUAGACUUAUCGCAAGAAGACAUCCAGAGAACCCUCUCAGCCAACAUGCCCCUCUGCUCUAGCAAUCUCAACGUUCAGCAAAGACACAGGGAAGAGAAGAACGAGCCUAGCAGUUGUCAGAUCCAGCAACACACAAUCGAGCAUUCCGUGAACACCGAAAUAAAUCCCAUGGAUUUCAUCAACACGUGUGACGUUGUGGGAUCACCAACACAUGCUGUGGACGACGAUGUUUUCGUUAACCUUGACGCGUUCGACAUGUUGGGUGAAUUUCCGGACCUGGAAGUGCUGGAAUCUACCCAGAAUGGAAUUUUGGAUCUUAAUAAUUCAUCCGAAAUGCAACGAAAUCAGAAGCAGCAGGUCGAACAGGUCCAUAACUCGGUUGAAGGUUCUGCCAAGAUCACAGAUUACUCUCCCGAAUGGGCUUAUCCAGAAGGGGGCGUCAAAGUGUUGGUCACGGGACCGUGGCAGACCAAUCGGACGUACAGCGUGCUUUUUGAUACAUUCCCAGUUCCUACCACUCUGGUUCAGAGUGGAGUUUUGAGGUGCUACUGUCCAGCCCAUGAAGCCGGUCUCGCUAAUUUACAAGUUGCAUGUGAGGGUUAUGUCAUUUCGAACUCCGUCAUCUUCGAAUACAAGCUUCCACCUCGGGAACAACAGAUUACCGCACCUGAAAUGAAAUUGGAAAAAACUACUGACAAUCUCCUAAAAUUUACACUGCUGCAAAGAUUGGAAGCUAUGGACGAUCGUCUCCAGAUCAAAGAGGAACCUGCUGAUGGCUGUGACGUGGUAGAAGAUACGGCUCUCUUCACCCAAUCAAAUUUUGAAGAUCGGCUGGUGAGCUUUUGUCAAACGAUGACCUCAAGAACGGGAAGACAUAACGAAGAAUUGUGUUCCACCUGGUUCCCCAGCCACAGGGGUAUGACCCUCUUGCAUCUUGCCGCAGCAUUAGGUUAUUCCCGAUUACUUUCCGCCCUGUUGAAUUGGAGAUCAGAAAACUCUUCUUUAUUCCUUGAAACCGAAAUGGAUGCUCUCAGCAGGGAUGACGACGGGUUCACGCCACUGAUGUGGGCUUGUAGCAGAGGACACAAGGCAGCUGCUGUAUUAUUGUACAAAUGGAAUCACGUCGCCUUAAACGUGAAAAACGGGCUCAACCAGACUGCGUUGGAAUGUGCUAGAGGUAACAACCACACUCAACUGAUACGCGAGAUAGAAACUCUUGAAAGCAGAAGAGAAAAAAUGGGCAUGUCUGUACAUAAAAUGGGCACGUCGUUCGAUAAUUCUUCUGCCAUCUCGCCCGCUGAAUCGCUCACUUCCUUGGUUUCCAUAGCAUCCACGAGUAGAUCCCAUGACGGGGUGUUUUUACGACCAGGAGCUGUAACCAGGAGUGAGACGAACAAGUACAAAAUGCUGAAUCUUGACAUCGAGUCCGAUUCUUCAUUGGACUGCAACAAGAUAAUGGGCUCUAGCCCUAGUCCGAUGCUUUCCGAUUACUCUUCAAGCACUAGAUCUAACGGAAGCUUCCAGAAGCUCGUCAAGAGACCGUCGAUUGAUAGCGGAAUUAACCUAACUGGUAUAUUUGAGAAGCCGAGACAAUCUAAGCAUGCUAUUGCCAGAGAAAUGUCUAGGUUAUCGAAGUAUGAUCGAAGUAUGUCACUACCACUGAACAACGCCAAUGACAUCUUCUUGGACGAUCCAACUGAUCCUAACGGAAAGAAGAUGGAUUUCGUUUUGUGCGAGUUGAGCGACGGUGCAAGAAGUCCGCUCAUAGACGUAGAGGCAGUCUCAGACGACGAGGCAUCAGAAAUCCAUGCCGGUGCUGCCGUAGGGGAUCAAGAUGCAAGAGUUCUCACUUUGGCCGAACAAAUAAUUGCUGCUAUGCCAGAUAGAAUUAAGAACGAGAGCCAAUGCGAGGCUAUGAUUCUGGGCAACAGUCCCGGGCCUCCCGAUAAACUAUCAGGAGAUACCCUACAAGAUACUUUUAUGGAACCCCUAUUCGAUCAAUCAUCCUGCAGCUUCGAGUCUAAUGAAUUCAAUUUCGAGUUUUCCGAUCACAACUAUAGGUACUACGAUGUCAGUACUCCUUGCUCCAGCUUGAGUCCGGCUUCAUCUAGCUGUUUGCAGUCUCCGUCUUCUUUCAUUCUGGAUUCUCCUUCUCCCCCACCUACAACAGCUGAUUUCUGCGAGUUCUUUCAAGCUUCAGGAAGCAUCUUCGAGAAAGACUUCUCCAACUUGACGUUGUCUGAUCGGGAGCAGCGGGAACUGUAUGAAGCAGCCAAGGUCAUCCAAAAAGCAUACCGCUCGUACAAAGGCAGACAACAACGGGAGCAAGAGAAGGAGAGGGCAGCUGCCAUCGUCAUACAGAACUACUAUCGUCGUUACAAGCAGUUCGCUUGGUGCAAACAGGCUACUCGCGCUGCUACUGUUAUACAGCAUGGGUAUCGUUCUUAUCGGGAGAACAAAAGUUUGAAGAAGAGCCAACAAGCGGCUGUGUGUAUCCAAACUUACUACCGCAGUUACAAGGAGCAGGAGGGGAGACAAAUGAGGAGUGAACCUCAACCAACAGGUUUUAGACGGACAAUAUCUCAGAGACGUCAGAAUCAGGCAGCCAGAAAAAUACAACAAUUCAUGAGACAAUCAAAAAAUAAUUUAUGGGAAGAUGAUAUUAGCUGCAUGGUUACAGAGAGAACGAGCCGAAAGAGAGAAGCUGGUGGACCAGUCAGUGGAUGUCCCUCAAAGAUAACAGUUUCCAGAGGUGUUUUUCUACAUCGGCCUAAAUAGCAGUUCAGAAAAUACAAAAUGAGCUAACUAAGCAGGUCCACUCUUAGAGUUGGACGAUUGAGUUAAACGAAUAGGAGUUCAAUACAAUGAAGGCAAAAUGGAGUUCAUUAGAUAACUUUUUCUUUAAAACUGGCUUUCUAACUUGAAAGAGCUCUAUGAAAACGUGAAGUAAUAGUAUAAUUGGAAUAUUUUAAAUUUCUAUUCGGAAUAUUCUAAUUUUUUUGAUUUUCUCUAAGAGAUGCCGUGAAAUGUCUAUGAUUUAUCUUAACAAUUUGUUUUUCUCCUUUUUUUCCAUUUAUUGAUUCAAUUUUGUUUUGGUGUAUUGGUGAUACAAAUAAAAUGUUUGCACGAUUCAGCUUUCUCAAUCACUUACGAUAUCUGAUACAACAAGGCCAAAGUUACGCACAGUCUUUUCCAUAAUAAUAAAUUGAAUUUCACAAAAUUAAGAGCCGAAAACAAAACAGAUUUCUGAAUAUUUGUCAAUAAUAUGACUUAGAAACAUGAAAUAAAAACCUAUAGUUAGACAGUUAGUACAAUUGCUUACAUUAAUACCUCAUGUAUUAGUGAAAUUGGUAUUCACUGAAACUAAUGCAUCAAAAAUAUCACUUUUAUACAAAUGUCACUUUGGACUUUCCGAUAAGUUAGUGGAUAUUAAUUUACUUAAAUCAUGGAGAAAUGAUUGGAUCGUGCAAAAAACGCUGUAUCUAAGGAAAUUUUCUUCUUUAACAAUGGUCUUCUAUUGAUAAAACAUGCUUAACGUUCUUGAUACUUAAUAUACCUACUAUUGUAUUUAAAUGAAAUUGAAACUAGGUAUAUAAAAAAAUAAAUAUAAGUAGACUAUAGCACUGCUAUGCAUAUAAUAAGAACGAAAGGAAUAUUUUUUAUCCAAACUCUUCACCUCCUGAGAAAUAUUGCUCCUUCAAGUUUGAAAGCUUUCUGGAAAUGAUAAGGCUUACUCUUUGUGACUGUAUGAGGACAAAUCGUUUACACCAACUUGAAAUGAUUAUAUAUUCUAUCGAAAAAAUUGUAGCGAAAGAUUGACAAAAAAGUGAGAUGACUUCAGUUACUAUACUGUUUUUAAGCUGUGAUUGUAGUUUGGCAACACAUUUCAUGAAUAAUUUAGAAGGUAGAACUUAAUCUCCUCCUUUUCGAAAUUGUUUAUGCCUUCAUAUACUUUGGAGGGGUUUUAGUAUAAUUGUGAGAUGUUCGAUCAUAUGACAAAAGGUGAGAGAAAUGUGUUACCAAUAUGUAUAUAAUUUUAGCUCUUAUCUUUUUGAUGUAGGUAGAUGGUCUUACUACUUUUUCGAGUUGUUUGGGGUAAAUUCAACAAGAGCCUUAUUUUCGGAAGGAUAAAUCAUAUUUUCAAAUCCGGUUGAAAAAAGUUGAAUAGCGUUGAAUUUGCUUCAGACCUCUAUUAUAGUCUUAACCUAAGUUCUAGAUGAUUUUGUUUGACUGAUUUCACUGCCAUCACUGUAGACUAGACGAAUCAGGAGUAAUUGCAGUAUAGCAGACUUUAACCAACGCUGACUACUUUGAAUUUGUUUUCCAAUUUGAGUGUCCAGUUAGUUGAACAACGCAAAGUUUGCUCAUACAUAUCAUUGUAGUUAAUAUUUUAAUACGUAAUGUACAGAUAUAGAUUCAUAUUAUUGUACAAUGGAAAGGUGUACAUAAUCUGUUGAUAGAUUAGUUCAUGUAUUGCCUAACUCGAGGUAUUGGUGCUCAACAUUGGAAAUUAUUUAGCACAAAAGUAUUAUGUUUUCGAGACUAGUCAAUUACAAGUGAGAGUCGUUUGAUUUCCACUUCAAAAAAGAAACACAUGUACCUGCAGACAGGAUUGAAUACAAUCCAAAUGUUGUACUUCAAAUCCUUGUACAUAAAGUUGAUUAGCUAUA